This is a messenger RNA of Gigantopelta aegis, 1506 nucleotides long. RefSeq names its product alpha-crystallin B chain-like. The coding region runs from base 173 to 715 and encodes 180 amino acids. Gene Ontology annotation, biological process: response to heat; protein refolding. NCBI's taxonomy places the organism in Eukaryota, Metazoa, Mollusca, Gastropoda, Neomphalida, Peltospiridae. The record is from RefSeq and is a predicted model, not a curated record. Gene Ontology annotation, molecular function: protein folding chaperone. The transcript is spliced from 3 exons.
GCGAACAUUCUCGAAUUCGAUAGAUUUCCUGGUGGUCUAUAUAAAAACUGUGGAUUUGCGGUGCACCCUCAGUGGAGUUUACUAUUUUCGAAAGUUAAUUUGGGUAAAGCUGUGUGUUCGCAAGAAAGCCUUUAUUCCCUUAUCGACUGACAGCACAAAAAAGAAGCACAAAAUGUCGAAUCUUUUGCGGGCUCUGUAUCCAAAUCGUUCAAUCAGCAUCUGGGAUGAUCCUUGGUUUAACGUGCAGACGCCAUCCCGACUGUUCGAUCAGCAGUUUGGCAUGGCUUUGACAGACGACGAUUUCCACUUACCGGAGGUGUACCGCGGGAUGAUGGUGCAACCCCGUGUUUUACGACCACGUCAGCAGACGGGCAUGAGUGAGGUGACUAACAGUGACAAAGAGUUUUCCAUCAAGAUUGAUGUGCAACACUUCAAACCAGACGAAAUAGCUGUGAAAACUGUGGAUAAUCAUAUUGUGAUUAGUGCAAAACACGAGGAAAAGGAGGAUGAACACGGCUAUGUUUGUAGGUCAUUUACCAGACGAUAUGUCCUGCCCAAGGAUGUUGAUCCAAAGACGGUGACAUCGUCCUUGAGUCCUGAUGGAGUGCUCAACGUAAAGGCACCAAAGCUGGCUUUGGAAGCACCACAGGAGCGAACCAUUCCAAUUACUCAUGAAACGACCCCUGCCGUGAUGGAUUCCGAAAUGAAAGAAUAGACAGACAUGUUUGCUAAGAAAAAAUAGCUAGCUUUGGUAUAUUGUUUAGCUUUCUAUAUACAUGUAUGUGCUAUUGUUAACAAUAUUGCGCUUAAAGAUAAUCAUGUUGGUCAGAGGUCUAUAUUAAUACUUUAUGAUUAAUUUCAAAUUACUGAUAUAACUGUACUAUAAUGAUGAAUGUGAUUUCCCUUUUUUUUCUUUUUUCUUUUUUUUUAUAUACCCGGUAGACUGAAAGGAAAUUCAGAACGUUGUUAAGUUUUACAUUUUGAUUUGAACAUUUAUAUUUUUGUUCACAGCACAUUAUGUGUUACAGAAUUGGUAGCUCGGUGAAAUAUGAGUCACAUUCUGUUCAAACGUACAUGUAGCUCAACCCCCUCAACCCCUGUGGACAUUGAAAAAAGAUAAUAAUUUUUAUAUCAUUAAAUAUUGAUUUGUUGUGUACUUAAAAUUCUAAAGAAAAAACAAUUGAUAAUGUUUAACAUUAGGGACCAAUAUUUAUACCAGCAUAAGAGUAAAAUGUCCAGAGUUGUAGAAAUAUUUAUUUAGUAGACUGAUAGUUUUCAAUUUUUCGUCAAGUGAAGAUGGGAAGUUCUAUAACCUGGACCACUAUAACAUACUAUUCAUUGAAAUAGGACAUUUACAUUGAAAUAAGAUAAUAAUACUGAACCAAUUCAGUAUUAACUCUUAACAAUUGAGUCAUGGUCAGUGACCUAUUUUGUUGUAUGUUGUGAAUGGAAUUAUUUUGUGAAAUAACUUUGUUGGAUGUUGUACCAAAUAAAUGUUAAAAUGAA